Haplochromis burtoni (Burton's mouthbrooder) is the source of this 2623-nucleotide messenger RNA. RefSeq names its product E3 ubiquitin-protein ligase rnf213-alpha. Gene Ontology annotation, molecular function: ubiquitin-protein transferase activity; ATP hydrolysis activity. Bases 25 to 2406 code for a protein of 793 amino acids. Lineage: Eukaryota; Metazoa; Chordata; Actinopteri; Cichliformes; Cichlidae. The record is from RefSeq and is a predicted model, not a curated record. The transcript is spliced from 15 exons.
GUUGUAUUUUGAAACAGGCACAUCAUGGCUUGCCCUCAAUGUGGAAAUAAACUCGAAGGGUCAUUUAACAUCUGUCCUAAAUGUGGCUUCAAGUUAUCUGCCCUGACUGAAAAAAGUGCUCAAGAUGGUGCCACAUCAGCACAUCCAAUUUCAACCACUGCUGAGGAGAAAAAUCAAAAGGAAGAUCAAGACCAUGCUGUUAAAGAAAGCACUACUCAAAUACAGGUUGCUGAUAUUAAUUCAGACGAGAAGACAGAUUCAGAACUGACAAAGACACCGGAACCAGGAAAUGAAGAUGCAGGUAUCUACAGGCAAAAAACUUCACCCUGCCUUUCUGGACCUCAAGUGGAAGAGAAUAUCUUGAUGCCAUCCUGUAAAUUUCAGAUACCAGAAGAUUCAUCAAUCAAUGAAGAAAUACUGGUGUACUUUCAUGCUGUUAUUUCUAAAGAAUUUCAUUUGGAACCCGAGAAAGACAUGGUUGUCUUAAAAUCUGAAGUGUUGUUUGGAAGCCGGGAUGGUUUUAUUGAAAUGGUCCCCAGCCCUCUUGGGGACAACCAAUAUCUUAUUGAAGGACAGUAUCGGGUUCCCAAGGAAAAAAUUCAAGAGAGCAUUCCCUACAAAUAUGCAGUUUGCAAAAAGGAGUAUGGCUUUAUCUAUGAGACCAUCUACCAGAAAGAGAAAAAUGACCUCAUCAACAGGUGCCUAACCAUCAAUCCAGAGCUUUUAACAGCAGAAGGUGAGUGGCACCAAUAUGAUGAUAUGAUCCAUCCCAAACCGAAGAGUAAUUGGCCUUGGAAUUCUACAGAAAAAACUGUGAUAGAAGGGAGAAACUUUGCUGGCAAGGAAAUGUUACAAAUAAUCUUUGAUCUUCUCAAAACUUGGAAUGAACAGAAAGUGGGAGAAUUCUUUUCCCUACUGCAGCAGUUCUUUUAUACAUACAGUGGUCCUCUGCUUCAUGAUGGUAGAGAAAGACGAUGGGGAUUACCAUAUGAUUCAAAUCAGGUGAAAUACCUUCUUAAACAUUUUCUGGACAAACACUUGAGUUUUGAUGCCAUAAAGAAGACAGCAAGAAUACCACCUCUCCAUGCAGGGAUUAUUGGUUUGCUUGUUUACAACAAGUAUCUGAAGGACAGCAUGACAAAUCAACUUUCUAGUUUAUGCAAUCUUCUUUGCCUGCCUAAUAAGGCAGAGCAUCAUUUUCGUUCUUUCUGGAAUGACUUUGUAAAAGCUUUGUCAUAUGAAAACAGAUUGGUUGCAGAUGCAGUUGACACCCUUUGCCAUACUGCUAUGACACGCCGCAUUGAGAAGUGGGUGUUGGUCAUCCCUUUGGUUCAUCUACUGACAGGAGAAAGCAAACCAUAUGAGCCAGUCCCACCUGUCUUGAAUCCACAGUUUGACUCCUGGACAGGCUUGAAGAGAAUCACAAGAACAGAUUCAUAUGGUGCUAGUCAUAUGAAUUUGAUCCAGAUCAUGGAAGAAUAUGACUACCUGAUAGACAUUGAUCCUCUUCUUGUGCACUCUUGGAUGUCUCUGAUGGGAGUUGAUUACCUAAUGAAGGACAAAUUGAUUAUGCGUGUUGAACUUCGAGACAUUCUUCAGUAUUUGCAGUUCAUUGUCAAUUCUGGCAACCGUAAACGCAUGUGCAUGGUUGUGAGACAUUUGACAUCUUAUCUGAUCAAGAAAGAGAGCAAUCACAAGAAAAGUUUUGAUGACAAAGAUGGAGAGUGCUGCCUGAAAACUGCAGUAAUGCUUCUUGGUUCUAUCACAAAAGACACAGAGUUCGGGGAUCUUCCUCUUCAGUUCCUUGAUCUAGUCUGUGUGAUUGCCAAGGCAUAUGGCCUCACUGAUUCCCAGACAAGAAAGAUAAUUCAUGAAGAGUCAGUCAAGGACACAUUACAAACAAUGAGGGUAUGGCAGACAAAUACCUUCCACAACAAACUGCUUAAAAAGCAGCAUGUUUUGCAGUUUUCUCUACCCAGUGAAAUACAGGCAUGGAGCAAAUUACUCUCAAUAUCUUUUAAUUAUGAGGAACACACUUCAUUAUGGAGAACCACAUUCAUGGGUGAUUUUCAAGAAAAACUGAAAGAGGAACAUCCUGUGGAUCAAAUUGGAAUAUACUGUAACAAGAUGGACAAGAUGAGCAAGGAAAGUCCAUUGUUGUGCAGCAUAAUGGAGAACUGUGCAAUGGAGGCUGCUGCACAUAUUUGCCAGGAUACAUCAGCUAUGUCAAACCUCAUGACAAGAUAUGAUUUCACAAAAUUUUUAAAACUAAUGUCAGUUGUUGUGAUGGAGUCAUGGCCCAAAGAUGAAAACGGACAUGAGAUACAAGACGAAGAAUUGGUAUUUGACUACCUCAUGAGCUGGCCCAUGGCCAAAACCAUCCUCAAAAUUGCAGGUAAACUGUGAAAUAAAAAAAGAACAUAACAUGAAAUACACCUUGAAUGCUCUUUAGUAAUGUCUAGGGUAUGCAUAAGCUUUCAAUUUUGUAUAUUACCGUACUCAUUUUGAAGGAACAUAUUCAUUGGAAACAUGAAUGCACUUUUGAGACAAAUUCAGAAUGUGAGGACUGUUUGCAACUUAACUGGAGGGUGCCUGUUUAAAAAUUUAAUCAAACGGAGAUGAA